Molecule: messenger RNA, 836 nt
Organism: Salvelinus sp. IW2-2015
Lineage: Eukaryota; Metazoa; Chordata; Actinopteri; Salmoniformes; Salmonidae
Source: RefSeq, a predicted model, not a curated record
GCCCAGCCAGAGAGCGAUGAAUCCAAACCGCCUGGUUACACGCCAGUCAGCACCCAGGGAGUAGUAGCAAGUGGAGAGGAACAGCAGGAGGGCCCAGGUGUCCAGUCCAAAGGUCUGCUGUCUGCCUCCCAGCUGGUCCUGAGGAGAGGUUUCACUCUGCUGACUGCAUUAUUCCUCCUGGCCACAGGGGUCGCUGUUCACCUGGCCUGUCCCCCUCCUGCACCCUCCAUCCACAGCCUCUCCAACCUCACCCUGGACUGGACCAACUCUUCUACCCCCACAACCCCCCUGGAGCUCACCUCACCCCUCUGAGACAGGAGAAGGAGGGGAGAGAGGAGAGGGGUAGAGGCUCUGGGUUGAGUCUCUCUGCAGGGACCAAUGGUGUCUGUAUGAACUGAACAGCACAGUGCUGGGGUCCUGAGACUCUCCUGAUCAGAGGAACAGCUGCCCCCAUCUCCUCUCCCCCCGUGGCCGUCUGCACUGCUGUCCUCUCUGCUUCUAUACUACUGUUCCUUCUGAAGAUACAUUUUUAGUCUCCUAACAUGUUUCCAUUAUAUUUGUCUUUCACUGCGAUGUCUACUCAGUCUAAUGUAGAACAGUUUUAAUCUGGAAGUGUGGAAUCAGUGUAAAUGUCUGAUUUCCAAUCUAUGAGAUUAUUUCCUAUUGUAUGUUGAUGUGAGUGUACUUGUUUCUACUGUGUAAAGUCACUGCACUUGGCCUAUUACCAGUUGAAACAGUGCUUUCAAAUUGUCAAAUAAAAGACUAACAUUGAGUUCUCAAUGAAAUGUCCAGCCAAAUGACCGGCGGUCAGAUCAAUAAAAAAAAUUCUAUAUGGG